Molecule: messenger RNA, 799 nt
Organism: Diospyros lotus (date-plum)
Lineage: Eukaryota; Viridiplantae; Streptophyta; Magnoliopsida; Ericales; Ebenaceae
Exons: 3
Coding region: 223-654 (143 amino acids)
Source: RefSeq, a predicted model, not a curated record
UCCGGCUCCCACCUCUCUCUCUUUGUACUCACGCCCGAUGUCUCUGUCUCUGCGUUCGCCUCCGCAUCUGCCUUUGCCUCUAGUCGUCGUUGUCGCCUUUGUCUCCCACCUCCGGUCGUCGCCACCGCCUUCGUCUCCCGCCUUCGAUCGUCAUCAUCGCCUCUUGAUCCGCCUCUAGUCGUCAUCGCCGCUGCCUCAAGGAUAUGUCACAAAGAACACCAUAUGGUCAGGGUAUGCGACGUUGUCAGUUUAGAGAGAGUGCUGGCGAGGACCACAUUGGCUGACUUUCAGAUGCGCCAACAUGAUGUAUCAUCACAAUCAUCAGCAAUUGGCCUGACAGAAGAUAAUAACGCUGCUGGACAGCCCUCGCAACCAGCUUUUGAUGAGACAUCAUUAUGGUUGAAGGUUGCAGGCGGGAAAAAGAAAGGUCGUGUGUAUGGGAUGGGGUCAGAAGCAUAUGUUAUCCCUGGUUCCUAUCAUAUGUUGUCACCAUCGCCACCGCCACCACAGUCGUCGUCCAUCUCACUUGCUGACCAAAUUCAACAAGCUGUUAACGCAGCUAUACAACCAUUGAACCAUCGUUUGUCAGCCAUAGAAGAAAGAUUACAUAAUCCUUCUUCAUUGCCACCGCCCUCAAAUCCUUCGGAUCAUUAGGAGGAUCCGUCAUUGCUAUGGAUAGAUAUUACAAUGUAUUAUUUUUAUUGAUCAUGGACGAUGUGUUUUAUUAAUAUUGUAUGGAUUUCUUGUAUGAAUUUAAUAUUAUAAUAUUAUAUGGAUUUCUUGUAUGAAUUUAAUAUUA